Messenger RNA from Suillus subalutaceus, 833 nucleotides. RefSeq lists its product as uncharacterized. Lineage: Eukaryota; Fungi; Basidiomycota; Agaricomycetes; Boletales; Suillaceae. The record is from RefSeq and is a predicted model, not a curated record. The coding region runs from base 82 to 657 and encodes 191 amino acids. The transcript is spliced from 5 exons.
CCUCGAUCAUCUACUGCAUUAUGAUGCAACUCGUCAUCCUCAUGCUGGCCACCGCAGACCACCAUAUCAGCCAUACCUAGUAUGGCGCCGAGACCUCCGCCUACAAGCGACCCGCAGCAACAUACUUUCCUUCGCUUCUAUCCUCGCGCGAAUGCAGUCCCUGUCCGUCAGAUUCAACCUCGUCAUCCUCUAGAUGUUCCUGUUACAUUGCCCCUACCAUCCUCUCUCUCCGGUCAGGCCCUAACUCAAUUUGAUCAGUUCGAAAUAAGUUCUCCACCUCCCCGUUCCACCGGACUCGUACAAUCCCUACAGCAGCAUCUUUCUUUCCUCGUGCUCAAACACAGUCAUGGUCCACCAGUCGUUGAAGUUGCACCAGGGCGGAAGAUCACUCAACCUGCUGCUGCCAAACUACCGGAAUACGAGAAAGUAGACGAUACUCGAUAUCUGUCUAGUCAACAGGCUACGCAGGAAGACGACGCAGCUGACUUCGAUUCGCUCUCAGACGUACAUUGGGUCAAGGCGUUCCUCUGCUAUUACUCGUGUUGGUCUCAUGGCAGACUGAGGAUGCCUCCUCGAUGGCGCUUGCAGCGCGUUGGCAUACCUCACCAGGAUGGCGCAGCAAAUAGCAGCCGUGGUGGUGUUCACAGUUGCACUUAGUGCAGUAUCUAUUAUCAUUUGUUUCCUUGUACCUGGUGAUUUCUAACGUCUACAUUGCACAAUUCUACCUCUAGAGUUACUUUGCUGACAUUUACUCGGUGUUCAGUUUCAAAUUCAGUAUUGUCGUGCUGUGUCUUUCCCGUCUCCAUUAUGCCGAAAUAUUUUUUGUCGCCCUC